CUUGGCUCACUGCAAGCUCCGCCUCCCAGGUUCAUGCCAUUCUCCUGCCUCAGCCUCCCGAGUAGCUAGGACUACAGGCGCCCGCUACCACGCCAGGCUAAUUUUCUGUAUUUUUAGUAGAGACGGGGUUUCACCUUGUUAGCCAGGAUGAACAAAUGUUUAACAUUUUGCCAUAUUUAAAUCAGACUUUUUAAAAAAGAAACAAAAAGUUACAGAUAUAUUUGAAGCCCCUUCUAAUCUCAUUCCAGGUCCUGUUUCCUUCCCUUCCUCUCUAGAGGCUGCCACAACAGGGUAUUACAAGUAUUUUUUUACACAUCUACUGUCUUUCCCAUGGAACUGAGUUCCUUGAGAGCAGGGACAAUGACUUAUCCAAUGUUGUAUCUCUAGUUCCUGACACAGAAAGGGGCUCGGAUAUCAUAGACAAGUGGAUGGAAGGAGAGGUGGGUAGAUGGAUAGAUAGACACAUAGAUGAAAGAUAGAAAGAAUAGAUGGAGGUGGCCAGGCAUGGUGGCUCAUGCCUGUAAUCCCAGCACUUUGGGAGGAUGAGGCUGGUGGAUCACGAGGUCAGGAGAUCGAGACCAUCCUGGCUAACACGUCUCUACUAAAAAUACAAAAAAAAAAAAAAAAAAACUUAGCCGGGCGCAGUGGCGGGCGCCUGUUGUCCCAGCUACUCAGGAGGCAGGAGAAUGGUGUGAACCCGGGAGGCGGAACUUGCAGUGAGCCGAGAUCGUGCCACUGCACCCUAGCCUGGGCAACAGAGCAAAAUUCUGUCUCAAAAAAAAAGAAAGAAAGAAAGAAAGAAAGAAAGAAAGAAAGAAAGAAAGAAAGAAAGAAAGAAAGAAAGAAAACAUGGAGGAUAGAUAUCUGAUAGAAGAAAGGAUGGAUAAACAGGUGUGGGCGGCACACUCUUUCCUUCUCUGGCCCCACCAAUCAUGCUGCUGGUGGAUGGAAAGCGGCAGAUGGUGGUGGUCUGCCUGGUCCUUGAUGUUGCACCCCCUGGCCUUGACAACCCUAUCUGGUUCUCAGCCGGCAAUGGCAGUGCACUGGAUGCCUUCACCUAUGGCCCUUCCCCAGCAACGGAUGGCACCUGGACCAACUUGGCCCAUCUCUCCCUGCCUUCUGAGGAGCUGGCAUCCUGGGAGCCUUUGGUCUGCCACACCAGGCCUGGGGCUGAGGGCCACAGCAGGAGUACACAGCCCCUGCAGCUGUCAGGGCCUGGGCAUAGCACUGGGGAUGCCCUCCAGAGUGCAUGGCCCAUCCCCGAAGACUCAUUCCCUUCUCCUUGGACAACAGGAGAGGCUUCUACAGCCAGGACCUGCCCCCGGGAGCCUCUCAGGGGCUCCUGCAGCUCCUGAGUGGUUCCUCCUCGCAGGGACACCGGGUGGGGCACUGUGGCUGGGGGUGCUGCGGCUGCUGCUCUUCAAGCUGCUGCUGUUUGACCUGCUCCUGACCUGCAGCUGCCUGCGCGACCCCGCGGGCCCGCCGCCUUCCCCCGCAGCCACCACCCGCCUGCGAGCCCUCGGCUCCCACCGACUGCACCUGGCAACGGAGACUGGGAGACGAGAGGCCACCAGCUCACCCAGACCCCAGCCUCGGGACCGCCGCUGGGGUGACACCCCUCCGGGUCGGAAGCCUGGGAGCCCAGUCUGGGAGGAAGGGUCUUACCUCAGCAGUUACCCCACUUGCCCAGCAUGGGCCUGGUGCUCAAGAUCUGCCCUCAGGACUCCUUCCUCCAGCCUUGGAGCAUUUUUUGCAGGUGACCUGCCUCCUCCUCUGCAGGCUGGAGCUGCCUGAGGGCAGGGCUCUACCUCCCCCGACCCCGUCACACUGUGUGAGGCUGUGUCUCUCCCAUCUAACAGGGGGCCCCUCGAGAAUGGUAAUCCACCCAGUUACAGGGGCAUUUAGGGAGCAGAUGACUGAGAACAUUAAUAAAGAACUUAAAUGACACAGCAAAUGAAAAA
Molecule: messenger RNA, 1961 nt
Organism: Symphalangus syndactylus (siamang)
Lineage: Eukaryota; Metazoa; Chordata; Mammalia; Primates; Hylobatidae
Gene: PTCRA
Product: pre T cell antigen receptor alpha
Biological process (GO): negative regulation of thymocyte apoptotic process
Source: RefSeq, a predicted model, not a curated record